AAAAGUAUUAUUGUUGUACAGUGUGACAAAAAUAACGUUAGAUUUAUGUGCGCAUGCCCAGUAGCAAGAGCUGUAUUCUUUCUAGCCAACACCUAGCUACGAGGUCACGCGGUGACGUAUCGAUCUGCUAUUGGUCACACGGUUUCACGUGAUACGAAUUGGCAGGUCAGAGUUCACGAAGCUUUAACUGUGCAAUGCAGCGAAACGCCAAACUUUUGCACGCGUUUGCUUUUCUGAAUGGAAGUCAAUGGGACGAAAAGUGGUAUCGACUGGGAGAAUCUCCUCUCCACCGCACGCUACACGAUGAUUAUAGAGAAGAGAAGAAAUACGCCCGAAUCAACGCUGCAAACGAGCGAUUAAGCGAUGCGGCUACUACCAUGAGUACACAAAGCCAUGUGCGAUGAGUGUCUACUAGAGGCCAGCAACUCACGGAUUCGCGGAUUUGAUGGAAGAAGAAGAGUCCGCCGCUCCUGUCUUGUGCUGUUUGAACUCUCAAUCUGGCGGCACCCAUUCACUGCAGAGGAUCCAUUGGAGGGCAAGUGAUAUAAUGCUAAAUUUCUACAAAUCUGUUGUGUUGAAGAGACAAGCUCAUCUACAAUCUGGACAGCUUGCAAGGUGGAAGAUGAGUGGUAUGCGCAGCUACAACCCUGAGCAGAUCAUGCUAAGCGCUGUAGUACGUCGGCCGAGUCGUGUGACGUCAACCUCAUGA
Molecule: messenger RNA, 709 nt
Organism: Labeo rohita (rohu)
Lineage: Eukaryota; Metazoa; Chordata; Actinopteri; Cypriniformes; Cyprinidae
Product: glycerophosphodiester phosphodiesterase domain-containing protein 5-like
Exons: 3
Coding region: 446-709 (87 amino acids)
Source: RefSeq, a predicted model, not a curated record